Aspergillus clavatus NRRL 1 is the source of this 633-nucleotide messenger RNA. RefSeq names its product isochorismatase family protein. The coding region runs from base 1 to 633 and encodes 210 amino acids. The transcript is spliced from 3 exons. Lineage: Eukaryota; Fungi; Ascomycota; Eurotiomycetes; Eurotiales; Aspergillaceae. The record is from RefSeq and is a predicted model, not a curated record.
AUGCCUCCCGCCUACAAACGCCUUAACGCGGACGACUGCGUCUUCCUCUUCAUCGAUCACCAGUCCGGGUUGAUCCAGCUAGUCCGCGACUUUGAGCCACAUGAAUUUCGCGAAAACGUGCUCGGCCUGGUGAAGGUGGCCAAAUACUUCAACGCCCCUUCCAUCCUGACUACAUCAUUCGAGACCGGUCCCAAUGGCCCCAUUGCCCAAGAGAUUCCCGAAGUGCUGCCCAACGCCCCCAUCAUCCGUCGCCCCGGUCAAAUCAACGCAAUGGAUAACGAGGAUUUCGCCAACGCGGUCAAGGCAACGGGCAAGCAACAGGUGGUUAUCAGCGGAGUCCUCACCGAGGUCUGCGUUGCGUUCCCUGCUCUCUCGCUGAUCGAGCAAGGGUAUGAUGUUUUCAUCGCCACCGACGCGUCGGGAACCUUUGCCGAGCAUACGCGGGAGGCGGCGCAUAAGCGCAUGGUGCACGCCGGCUGCCAGUUGAUGAACUGGGCGGCCAUUGCGGCUGAGUUGCACCGCGACUGGCGGCGGGAUAUUGCUGGCUUCGGGAAGAUCUGGACGGAUCAUGUCCCUGGGUAUUGGUGCUUGAUGCAGAGCUACCAAGCGGCCACGGAGAAUGCAAAGAAGUGA